This is a messenger RNA of Helobdella robusta, 2479 nucleotides long. RefSeq lists its product as hypothetical. Gene Ontology annotation, molecular function: phosphatidylinositol binding. Lineage: Eukaryota; Metazoa; Annelida; Clitellata; Rhynchobdellida; Glossiphoniidae. Bases 195 to 1553 code for a protein of 452 amino acids. The transcript has 12 exons. Gene Ontology annotation, biological process: protein transport. The record is from RefSeq and is a predicted model, not a curated record.
AAAUCUGUUUGGCUGUGCAUGUUUUAAUUUGUUUUAAAAGUAAAUUUAAUUCAAUUUUUGUACUUACGAAAAAAGUUAUUAAUGUGUCGUUCGUAGUUUGCGGCUGAAGAGUUUUUUUUUAUAAUAUCGCUGAUUUAUUAAUUAAAAUUUAAAAGCUCAAGUUCUUCUCAAAUCAUGUCUUAAAUUAAAUUGAAAUGUCAGCUGGCUUGUCUGUUGGUGUGGAUACUUCAUCAGCAGCAGAUGCUGGUGGUGUCAGUGAUUCUACUCCUACUGCAACUAGUCCUCCUACUAAUCAUGAUAGAAAGAGUUUGCACUUAUGGCUGGAGAUAACAGUGAAUGAUCCUGAAAAAAGAAAUGCAAACAUGAAAGAGUCUUAUGUUGUUUACUGCAUUGAAACCCGGGUCAUCGACAGCAACAUGCCUAAAUAUGGUGAUGCACCAACCAGCUGUUGGAGGAGGUAUUCGGAAUUUGAACUUCUCAGAAACUAUUUAAUAUCUUUCUACCCCAACCUGAUUAUUCCCCCUUUGCCUUAUAAAAAGGCACCUCAGUUCAUUGGUAGGUCCUCAAUUCCUCUGUCAUUAUAUAACAGAACUGAAAGUGAUUUCAUUGAAAAAAGAAGGAUAGGCCUGGAGAAAUUUCUCAUGAGGAUAGCCAAACACAAAAUUCUUUCAAUGGACAAGAUAUUUUUCUGCUUUCUAUUCGAGGAUUCUGCUAUAUGGAGAGAUAGAUUGGCUGCAUGUGACUGCAAGAGCAAGACAGAUUUCAAGGCACUGACUUCGAUAAUGAUGGCGAUAAAGAAGAAGAAAGGCUCAUCACUUAAUGGGAAUGAACAGUUGCACAAGGAAAAAAUAUACAGUGACAACGUCAUCAGCUGUAUCAACACUCUCAUCAAGAUAAGAGGGAGAAUCUUGAACAGCGAAAAUAUUGUUCAUCGUUACCACGGAGAUUAUGGGAAAGUGAUGAUUGAAUGGUGGGCAGUUGAAGAUGGCUUUGGGGGGCUGCAAGCCGCUAGUCACUACCUCGAUGCGUUCUCUCAGAACGUCGAGCCAUUCAUGGACGAGGAAGAUGUUUUAAUGGAGUCCCUUCAUGACUGCCUGCGUUAUGUUCAUUCAUUGAGAAAAGUUUGUCUCAGAGAAGAGAUGAUGCUACUAAAUAGUGAAGAGUUGGAGGCAAGUUUGAGGAAUAAAGAAAGCCAGAAGAACUUGGUGCAGCAGCAGCAGCAAGAAAGACAGAUGGAAGGUGUAGGUGUCAAGAAUUCGUUAAUGAAAAAUAUGAAAGAGCGGAUAUUUGGUUGCGAAUCAAAUGAAGAGAGGGAGGCUCAUUUGAAAUGCAUCGAACACGAUAUUCACAUCUCCAAAGAGAUGUUCCAUGCUUUACAACGGGACACCAAGAACGCCUGUGAAACGGCCACGGAAGAUAUUCGGCGUUUUCACGCUGAAAAAAAUUCAGACAUCAGUCACAUUUUGCUUAGGAUGGCGUUUGUACAGAUUGAAAAAUCAAAAAAGAAUGUGACGGUCUGGCAAAAUAUAAAAGAGAGUUUCCACAAGUUGUGAACGUGGCCUACACAGGAAUCUCAAUUUUUUUCGUAUUUAAUGUUUCACUGUAAAGGAAAGUUGUUAACUUUUUAAUGUUGACUCUACAAUAAUAUAUAGAAUAAUUUUUGUUUAGCAGCCUGGUGCAGAAUAUUUAAUUUGGCGUUCCUUCUUCGAGAAAUAUGUCAAAUUUGGUUGUCUUGAUUUGUUUGUAUUAUGUAUUGUGUCGGUACAAAGAAAGUACACGCGUAUUAGGUAAUUGAUGGUGAGUUGUGUUUGUGUUACAGCAAUGAAUUUGAAUUUUUUCACAAUUCUAAACACUCUUACUAUUCCUCCUAUUAUCUUACCUGAUUCUAAAACUCGAUGUUUCUUACAAGUUUCGCAGUCCAUGCUCUAUCUUUGAUUCUAGCACGUCUCUUUCUUCUCAGAUUGAUAGUGUUACUAGAGUUCUUACUUUCAUCUACGCAGAAUAAAAACUUUUGCUUUUCCAUGGCGGUCCUACUCUUUUCCUUCUUGUUUCUUCUUUUUUAGUUUUGUAUAGAGCGCUCCUGCCCCUAACCCUAUAUAACUCUAUGUAACUAUAUACAACUUUAUAUAACGUGGGGCUGCGAGUGGUGUGUUUCUGGUUUGUUUUGUUGAAUUGGUAUUAUUGAGCCGAUGAAUGAUUGCUAUAUAUUGAUACUUUAAGUUAUGUUUUUCUUGUAAGUGUGUUAAACUGAUGAUGAUUGAAUCGUUGCUGGUAGUUGAAUCGUGUGCGGUGUGUUUCUUGUUUGAGUGAUUUAAUUGACUUAUGUUGGAUCAUUGAAGUAUUAGAAUGAGUGUAAUAGAAUGAGGUAUUUAUAAUUUAUUCUUUAUUUUGCCUAAUAUUUAAUAUUUGCCGAUAUUUUGGUUUAUUUCUUUUUGAUAAUAACAUCUCGAAAAUAUUUUAUAACUUUCUAGUAAUUUUA